Molecule: messenger RNA, 2063 nt
Organism: Helicoverpa armigera (cotton bollworm)
Lineage: Eukaryota; Metazoa; Arthropoda; Insecta; Lepidoptera; Noctuidae
Exons: 5
Coding region: 619-1938 (439 amino acids)
Biological process (GO): potassium ion transmembrane transport; regulation of membrane depolarization; sodium ion transmembrane transport
Cellular component (GO): HCN channel complex
Molecular function (GO): voltage-gated potassium channel activity
Source: RefSeq, a predicted model, not a curated record
AAACAUGUGUGUACAAUAUGGCAUACGCCCGGAUGUGCUGAUGUGCCUCCAACUGCAAACUUUUUCUAUAGACAGGCAAGCGGUUUCAUCAUUUACAAAAUAUUUUAAAUCUUUACAGAACUACCAUAUUCUGGGUGAUUGCCGAGCAUGUACAAUUGUACACAAGGUUUAGCGUCGUGUGCAGCGCAUAAUGUUACCGAUUAUUAUUUCCAUACAAGAGGUCUUGUCGGUAUCUUUCUCCGUGUGAGAGGAGGCCUGUACCUAGCAAUGGGAAAAUAGAAAGGCUGUAACGUAAGAGGUCUUGUCGAGGGCAGAAUGGUUUAAUAGGCAGUCGUACAUACUUUUCAUAUCAAUAGUAAAUAUUGUUUGCCUGCAAUGGAAAUUAACAGAGCUAUAAUAUGAUCGGUAUUAUGUUUGUGAGUCCAGCGCUGCGUGGUCCGCGCGCUGGUGCUGGCGGGCGGCUGGCACCACGGCACGCGGCUGUUCAUCCGCAGCCUCAAGCGCCUGCAGCUCGAGCGCGACCGCCACACGCACUCCUACAUCUGGCACCCCUACAGCCCCAUCAAGUUCUACUGGGACUGCAUACAGCUGCUCUGCGUCUUCUCCGCCUUUCUAUACAUGCCCGUGCAAGUUUUCAUCCACUGCCCGAAUCCCGCGGAUCCUCUUAUCCUAUUUACGGACGCGAUGGCGUUCCUGAACGUAUGCACACGCUUCAUCACGGGCUAUCUCGAACAUGAACACAAGAUUAUCAUCCUUGACCCAAAAAAGAUAGCAAAAAACUACCUCACAAGUAACUUCUUUGCCGACCUAAUUGGUUGUUUACCUUUACAACUCAUAGUGCCUUUCGAUGAAUGCGAGUACCCGUCACACACCAUCAUGUUCAUGUUCAAGCUGCUGAGGUGCCAAUCAUUAGGCGCUCAAUGGAAGAACGUCAUCGGGCAGCUUCAAUUGACCUACAUCAACUACGUCGCGUUAAAGAUCUUGGCGAUGUUGAUAAUGUUUUUUCAUUGGAUGACGUACAUCCACUACCAAGUACCAAUAUUGUGCUAUCACGUGUAUGAGAAAGACGUGGCUUUCAUAUCUUGGCUGAAGCAUUUCAAUAUUAUGAGAAAUAAGCAGAGCGCCUCUUCACUAUUUCAGAAGUAUAGCACGAAUUUCUACUUAGUGUGUGGUUUGUGUAUCGGCGCUGGAUACUACACGCCGCUGGACACGCACUUCAUCCCGGAGCUGAUGAUGUCGUCCAGCAUGGGGCUCAUAGGGCUCAUGUUCCUCACGUACGCGGUGUCGGCGCUGCUGCGCUUAGCGAUAUACCGCCAGUACGAGACCUACUGCUUCAGUGGCAAGGCCAAGGAGUUGGCGGAGUACAUGGAGUUCAUGCGAUUGCCCAAGUAUUUGCAGAGGAAGGUACGACUGUUCAUCAACUAUAAGUUUAACGAGCACUUCUUCCACGAGGACGCGAUCCGGAACACGAUCAACGAGCAGAUCCGGCAGGACAUCAACAUGCACUGCUGUCAGCGCCUCGUGAUGAACGUGCCCAUGUUCCAGGACAUGCCCGUCGCGCUCAUCAACUCCAUCAUAUUCAGUUUAAGACAAGUUUUGUACAUGCCCGGACAGACGGUGGUGGAGUUUAACAAACCGGGCGACUCCAUACACUUGAUUUCGUCUGGAACUGUCGCCGUCAUGGACGCCACGGGUAGAGAGGUAGCACACCUGCGUGACGGCGCGUUCUUCGGCGAGAACGCGCUGCUGUCGCCCGGCAUACUGCGCACCGCCUCCAUCAUCGCGCUGGAGAUCACCGAGAUAUACAUCUUGGAUGCGAAUUCGUUCCUAGCAUGCCUGCAGCCGUACCCGCACUUGAAGCGUCGCAUGGAGGAUGUGACGUCACGCCGCACAUACUUCACGCCUCGACCCAGGAAGAAGCAAGAGCGGUCACGUUAGGAUCACACGUGUUAGUGUUUAUUAAGUAGAAACUUUAUCCUUUAUCAUGGUUUUUGUGUUUAUGUGCAUGUAUAUUUAAAAGAUUUCGUUGCACAAUAAAGUUAGAGGUAUAUUAUGUAGUAUAC